AUGAACGGGACAUCAAUUGGCGGGAAAACUUCCCUCGAUGCUGCCGACUACGAUCCCAUCGACCACCUCAAUCAACUCUUCCCGCACCCGUCGACCGUGAACUCGGUUAGCCGUGUCUCCGAUACUCUUCAAAAACACAAAAAUGAUAUCUCGGUCGAGAUAUCCGAACUCGAGGUCGCCCAGGCCUACGGGCCCGACUCGAGCCUCGAGCGCAUGCAGUCCGCCCAAGCCGAACUAGCCCAGCUCUUCCGCAAGAUCGAGACGGUCCGAUCUCGGGCGAUCCAGACCGAGCGAAACAUCACCUCGAUGACGGCCGAUAUUAAGCGACUCGAUGGCACCAAGCGAAACCUGACGCUGAGCAUGACGGCGCUCAAACGACUACAAAUGCUGACGACGGCAUACGAGCAGCUGAGAGGCCUGGCCAGGACGAGGCAAUACAGGGACUGUGCAAGUCUACUGCAAGCUGUGCUGCAGCUUAUGAAGCACUUCAACAGCUACAGGAGCAUCGACCAGAUCGCCACUCUGAGCAGGGGUGUUUCGGAGCUGCAGCGAGAAUUGUUGGAGCAGGUCUGCGAGGACUUCGAGAUCGCUUUCGCCAAGGGAGAGGUCGCCCAGCGGAGAGGCAUCCUCGUCGAGGCCUGUCUCGUCAUGGAUGCCCUCGGCGACAUGGCGCGGACACGGUUGAUGAACUGGUACGUGAAUACCGAGCUCCGCGAAUACCGUUCUGUCUUCAGGGGCAACGACGAGGCUGGGAACCUGGACAACAUCGGCCGCAGGUAUGCGUGGUUCAAGCGCAUGCUCAAGACCCACGAAGACGAACAUGCCGCCAUUUUCCCGCCCCAUUGGCGCGCCAACGAGCUGUUGGCGAUGGCUUUCUGUGAUGGCACCAGGGACGACUUCAAGGGCAUCCUCGAGAGGAGCAUGCGGAGGACGGAUGGGCAAAAGAUUGACGUCAAUCUCCUGCUGAGCUGCCUGCAAGAAACCUUGGACUUUGAGCACGGUCUCGAGAGGCGUUUUGCCAACGAGCCCCGGGCUAGCAUCGACACUUUGAGCUCUUCCGAUGACAGGGCAUCAAACUUCCACGGCUCCAUAUCCGCCGCGUUCGAGCCUUACUUGAGCCUGUGGGUCGAGUCACAAGACAAGCAGCUCGCCAGCAUGAUACCAAAAUACCGCAAUCAGCCCUUGCUUCCGGAAGACGAAGAAUUCUCGUCGCAGGCCGUCAUUUCGUCUGCCAUUGAGCUCUUCCACUUCUACAAGGUCACCCUGUCACAAUGCGCAAAGCUGUCCACCAGCGACCGGUUACUGGACCUUUCCAAGAUCCUGAUGAAGUAUCUGGACGAGUACGCGCAGCAAGUUCUCCUACAUAUUCUUCAAAGAGCGGGGCCUCAAGGGCCGCCAAUACAGGAUGUCAUCUUGGUCUUGAACACGGCCGACUUCUGGUCGACAAACACUACCCAGUUGGAAGAGAACAUCAAGAAGCGCAUCGACAACGAGCUCGCCGGCAAGAUCGAUCUGUCAUCACAAGCCGAUGCAUUCCUCGGUGUGGCUAGCGCCGCUGUUUUGACACUGGUGCGCAACGUUGAGAUUGCGUGCGAAGGCUCGUGGCGCGAGAUGCGGAACACGGGCUGGAGCACAAUGGAGAGCGUGAGCGACCAGAGCUCGUACGUCGGCGAGCUGCUGUCCUCGGUGAACAGCAAGACCGAGGAGAUCAUGGGCCUCGUCGUGAAGCAGCAAUAUGCCAGAGCAUUCUGCGACAACCUCGUGGAUCAUCUUGUCAACGCAUACAUCAGCAACAUCGUCCAGUGCCGUCCCGUGUCCGAGGUUGGCGCUGAACAGAUGCUGCUCGAUAAGUAUGUGUUGACAAAAGCGUUCGAGAAUCUCUUAUCGUACCACAACAAGUCGUCCACGACGACGCAUACAGCACCGGCAGGAUAUGUCAGGAGGGUGAACCAGACAAUGAACCGUAUAGACCCACUCCUAAAGACGCUGCAAGUCCGCCCGUCGCCACCGGAGGGUCUCGUGCAAGCCUACCUCAUCCAUAUCGGCGACCGCUCCGACACCAACUUCAGAAAGAUCCUCGACCUCAAGGGUGUCCGCAAGGGUGACCAAGGCCACCUGGUCGAGCUCUUUGGCAUCCACCGCGAGGGCAGCAUGAGCGACAAGCUCGUGCAGCAGUCCCCGCUGCUGACGCCGCUCAUGGCAACGGCGGGGCUCGGCAGCUCCAGCCUGGGCGCCAUCAACGCCAACACCGCUCUCACGAGCGCCAGCAGCGCCAUGCCGGGGCUGCCGAGCAAGUUCGACGCGACGUCGCUGGGCGAGAAGCUGCUCAGCGCGGCCAGGGACCUGGGGCAGGGGGCGGGGCCCGGCGGCAUCGCGGGCGCGGAGAAGGCCACCAUGAACGAGAACCUCAAGAACUUUGGCAAGUUCUUCCGGAGGGAUCUCGGAGGCUUCGGGGCGAGGUUCGGGAAGAGGGACGAGAGCGCCGACGGGAACCGGUGA
Colletotrichum navitas is the source of this 2499-nucleotide messenger RNA. RefSeq names its product Vps53-like protein. The transcript is spliced from 3 exons. NCBI's taxonomy places the organism in Eukaryota, Fungi, Ascomycota, Sordariomycetes, Glomerellales, Glomerellaceae. The record is from RefSeq and is a predicted model, not a curated record. The coding region runs from base 1 to 2499 and encodes 832 amino acids. Gene Ontology annotation, biological process: retrograde transport, endosome to Golgi. Gene Ontology annotation, cellular component: GARP complex.